Lachancea thermotolerans CBS 6340 is the source of this 1086-nucleotide messenger RNA. Its product is annotated as KLTH0B06182p. Bases 1 to 1086 code for a protein of 361 amino acids. Gene Ontology annotation, molecular function: oxidoreductase activity, acting on the CH-OH group of donors, NAD or NADP as acceptor. The transcript has a single exon. NCBI's taxonomy places the organism in Eukaryota, Fungi, Ascomycota, Saccharomycetes, Saccharomycetales, Saccharomycetaceae. The record is from RefSeq and is a predicted model, not a curated record.
AUGGACGAGAAGGUUUUGGUAACUGGAUGCAAUGGAUUUGUCGCGCUUCACGUUCUUGAUAUUCUACUGUCAGAGAAGUUUCAUGUAAUUGGGACUGUUAGAACCCCAGAAAAGGCCAACCGAGUUAAAGAGUCGUUUAAAAAACUGUAUCCGUAUGCCAACCUGGAGGUUGAGAUUGUAGCGGAUAUAACUAAAAAAGACGCUUUUGACAAGAUCUUCCAAAAAUACUCCGACAUUCAGCAUGUCAUUCAUACUGCUGCGAACGUCACUUUUGGGAACGGGGGAGACAGAAAGGAAACCUAUUUGAUUCCUGCCACCGAGGGAACCAAGAACAUCCUAGAGUCUACGUAUAGUUUGGGUAAGAAUGUCAAGAAGUUCGUAAUGACCUCUUCUCUAGCUUCAAUAAUGGACAGAAAGCACUUUGGGGACCCUAAUUUUGUUCACACAGAGUCAACCUGGAACCCAAUUACCUGGGAAGAAGCCGAGAAUGAUGACGGCAAUGCCUAUUGUGCUUCGAAGAAGCUUUCGGAGCGCUUGGCUUGGGACUUUGUCAAGAAACAUGAGAAAGACAUCAAGUUUAGCUUGACGACCGUAUGCCCUCCAAUGAUUAUGGGUCCACAAGUGUUUGAGUGGAGCCUGGCUAAUGAAACACUGAACACCUCUGCUGAAAAGGUGAACAGUGCUUUGAAAACUACGCCAGACUCUAAGGGUCCUUUUGAUAGCUCCAAUGGUCUUUCAUGCGAUGUUCGCGAUGUUGCACUUUUGCACAUGCUUCCUCUCCGUAACGAAGCUCUUGCGGGGCAGAGGCUUUUUCCCUUAAAUGGAACGAGCCUGAAGCAACACAACUACGAAGACGCUAGGUACACUUUGCAGCGGAUCUUGGAGAUACUAAACAAACAGUUCCCAGAAGUGAGGGGCAAAAUCUCAGCUGGGGCCGACAAGAGUACCCUUAAGACACCAGACGAUCUCUUAUAUUACAACAACGACUUGACCACUAAGUUGACUGGUGUCGAGUUCAAACCCUUCGAGGUAACGGUUCAUGAUGCCGCUAAGCAAAUCUUAGAUUACCGUGCCGCUCACAAGUAA